Molecule: messenger RNA, 3028 nt
Organism: Helianthus annuus (common sunflower)
Lineage: Eukaryota; Viridiplantae; Streptophyta; Magnoliopsida; Asterales; Asteraceae
Product: anaphase-promoting complex subunit 2
Exons: 15
Coding region: 194-2803 (869 amino acids)
Biological process (GO): ubiquitin-dependent protein catabolic process
Cellular component (GO): anaphase-promoting complex
Molecular function (GO): ubiquitin protein ligase binding
Source: RefSeq, a predicted model, not a curated record
AUCAUAGCAACGCCGAUUUCUCACAAAAUGGCGGCAAAAUCAGACUGAUUUCGAAACUAGGGUUUUUCAAAUCACCAAAUUCCAUUCAUUCACUACUCCAAAUCAAGCUUCUUCCAACUCCAAUCUUCACCCCAAUCUAUAAUCGCCUGCUAAUUUUCAACCUAGGGUUCUAAUUUCAUCAAAACUGCCACAAAUGACGGUAGACUCGAUAUCAUCUGUGUGCAAUUUGGGGGCUUUAGAUUCUCUCUCGGAAGCUUCGAUCAAUGAGAUACUAGAAAGCUGGAACAGCUUCUGUUUGAUUACAGAAACGAUUGUCAAAGGUGAUGAUGCUAAGUUGAAAACUUCUUAUUUGAAGUUUCAAGAUGAUGUUUGUAGUCUUUGCAAGUAUGGUCUUCGAUCUUUAGUUGAAGAACACUUUCUUCUGUCUCUACAGGACAUGUUAGAGAAACACGGUGCACCAAAGUUUUGGAAGAAUUUCGAUGCGUAUAACAAUGUCCCAGACCCUGAAGUUGACGACAAAAAUAUGCAAGAGGAUGAGGUCGAGUUACUACUGUGUAAAGCAUUGGAAGAAAUAUCAUCGGAAAAACAAUAUCAAGAGAAGUGUUUAUUGACGUUAGUUAACGCUUUACAGCUAUGCGAAGCGAGUGACACAUCAACUGAAGGGCAUGCGGUAGACACGGAAAAAAUCUUCGUUUCUAAAUAUCGGCUAAUUGUCUCUUCCGUUCUCAUGACCACCAUGCCACGACAUUUUACCGAGAUACUCCACUGGUACUUCAAAGGAAGAUUAGAGGAGUUGAGUACAAUCAUGGCAGGAGAUUACGAAGACGAUAAUGAAUCACAAGACGAUAAUCAUCCGAGAAACAUGGAUAUUGACGGAACCUAUGAUCAGAAGAAAAUUAUGGAGAACAAGUUAGUGAGGAACAUAGGAAUGGUUGUUCAUAAUCUCCGAAAUCUUGGAUUUACAUCUAUGACCGAAGAUGCAUAUGCGUCCGCAAUAUUCUUGCUUUUAAAGGCUAAAGUUUUUGAUCUAGCUGGUGAUGAUUACAGGACGUCUGUUUUGGAGUCUAUCAAGGAAUGGAUACAGGCUGUACCUCUACAGUUUUUACGAGCACUUCUUGAUUAUCUCGGUGAUUCAAUGAGCUAUCUUAGCCCUAAAAGUACUAAAUCACCAUUAGCAUCAACCCCGUCAUCAUGCUAUCAAAAAUCUGGUAAACCCUCUGAAGGAAUUGUUAGAUGGCAGUUACGAUUGGAGUAUUUUGCUUACGAAACUUUACAAGACUUGAGAAUCGCUAAACUUUUUGAGAUCAUUGUGGAUUAUCCCGACAGUGCUCCCGCGAUCGAAGAUUUGAAACAAUGUCUUGAAUACACCGGACAACACACAAAGCUAGUCGAUUCAUUCAUCUCGGCUCUGAGAUACAGAUUACUGACAGCUGGCGCGUCAACAAAUGAUAUCUUGCAUCAAUAUGUUUCAACUAUAAAAGCACUUAGAACAAUUGACCCCGCAGGAGUGUUUCUAGAAGCUGUAGGUGAACCGAUUAGGGAGUAUUUAAGAGGACGGAAAGAUACCAUUAAAUGUAUCGUGACUAUGCUUACUGACGGUACUGGCGGAAAUAAUAGCGGCCCGGGAAACGGAGACAGUCUCCUUGAAGAAUUAAAUAGAGAUGAAGAAAAUCAAGAAAGCAACAGUCUUGAUGAUGAUAUUAAUACUGAUGACAAGCAAACAUGGAUAGAUAUCCAACGGUGGGAACCGGACCCUGUUGAGGCCGAUCCAUUAAAGGGGAGUCGCUACAAAAGGAAAGUAGAUGUACUCGGGAUGAUUGUCGGUAUAAUUGGUUCAAAAGAUCAAUUAAUUAACGAAUAUCGUGUUAUGUUAGCUGAAAAGCUUCUUAACAAAACUGAUUACGACAUUGACACUGAAAUACGGACAUUAGAGCUUCUCAAGAUACAUUUUGGUGAAAGCAGCAUGCAGAAAUGCGAGAUCAUGCUCAAUGAUCUGAUUGAUUCGAAAAGAACAAACACAAAUGUAAAAGCCACCAUAAAUCAAUUAUCUCAAACAGGUGGCGACUCGCGGGAGCAUGAGGCUUCGUUUGAUAUACUUAAUGCUUCGGUUAUAUCUUCAAAUUUCUGGCCACCUAUCCAGGAUGAGGAUGUGAAAUUACCGGAGGCGGUUGACCGGCUUUUAAGUGACUAUGCUAAGAGGUUUCAUGAAAUUAAAACUCCCCGCAAGCUUCUAUGGAAGAAAAACCUUGGUACAGUGAAGUUGGAGUUGGAAUUUGAAGAUAAAACUUUGCAGUUCACAGUUACUCCUGUACAUGCUUCAAUCAUUAUGCAAUUUCAGGAUCAAAAAAGUUGGACCUCGAAGAAUCUUGCAGCUGCUAUUGGGGUCCCUGUAGACACACUUCAAAAGAGGAUAAACUUUUGGAUAAACAAGGGGAUUGUUGUUGAGUCAUCAGGUGCUGACUCAAACGACCACUUGUAUACGCUGGUGGAUGACAUGGCUGAUGGUGGCAAAUCCGUAACUAAUAAUGAGGCGUUGGGGGCAGACGAUGAAGCCGAAACAUCAGUGGCUUCAGUUGAAGAUCAGUUAAGAAAAGAAAUGACCGUGUAUGAGAAAUUUAUCAUUGGAAUGCUUAGAAAUGUCGGUAACAUGGGAUUGGAACGGAUUCAUAACAGUCUCAAGAUAUUUUGUGCAACUCCUCCUAUUUAUGACAAAUCAAUUCAACAACUGCAAAGCUUCUUGUCAGGUCUGGUUGCAGAAGAGAAGUUAGAACUUAGAGACGGUACGUAUCAUAUAAAGAAGUAAAUAACAAACUUUAGGAAAUGCUUUGCCAUAGAAAAUGAAAGAUACAGUAUCGACUUACUUACGGCAGCUAUUUUAGUCAAUAUUUGUAACUUUAUGUUGUUAAAAAAUUAGAAACAUGCAAUCUUUCAUGCUUUUCAGAUGACUUUGGUUUAUAAAACUUGGGUUGUGGCUCAAGUGAGUAAAUGUUUAGAUUCUUUUAGUAUAUUAUGUGGUGAUUUCUGUUUG